Trypanosoma theileri is the source of this 777-nucleotide messenger RNA. RefSeq lists its product as uncharacterized. The record is from RefSeq and is a predicted model, not a curated record. Gene Ontology annotation, biological process: succinate transmembrane transport; acetate transmembrane transport. NCBI's taxonomy places the organism in Eukaryota, Euglenozoa, Kinetoplastea, Trypanosomatida, Trypanosomatidae. Bases 1 to 777 code for a protein of 258 amino acids. Gene Ontology annotation, molecular function: acetate:proton symporter activity. Gene Ontology annotation, cellular component: plasma membrane. The transcript has a single exon.
AUGACGGGCAACUUUGUGCACAAUGAGCCGCAGGACGAGAAGGUCGAUAUUAUGGUGCCUGGAGUGGUGCAAGGUGGAGAGAGUGAAUCCAAACAAUUCAUUGAUAGUCUCUCAAAUGGUGCUGUCGACAAGACGGUGUUGAUGCAAGAACUCCUGCGGGGUUUACUUGAGAAUAACGAGAUUGUGCUUGAAAAGAAGGGGCGAAAGGGGGUGAAUCCCGCCCCAUUGGGCCUCAUUGGAUUUGGUAUGACCACCGUUCUUCUUAAUCUACACAACGCCAGUUUAUUUGAAUUGGGCAGCGUUGUACCAGCGAUGGGUCUCAGCAUUGGUGGCCCUCUUCAAAUUCUCGUUGGUCUCCUCGAGUACUUCAACGGCAACGCCUUUGGCGCCACGGCGUUUAUGAGUUACGGUGCCUUUUGGCUUUCACUCGUCGCUCUCUGGCUUCUCCCGCAAGGAGACGAUCAUCCGCAUGUGUGGAUGACCACAAAACCGUUUAUCGGCUUCUACCUGCUGCUCUGGGGACUCUACACACUCUGCAUGACCGUCGUUACCUUCUUGAAGCUGAAUCGCAUGAUGCAAACACUCUUCACAACGCUGACCGUUUUGUACUUUCUCCUCGCCGCUGGGAACUUUGCGGAGAAUGCAACCGUACUUAAAGUGGCGGGAUGGGAGGGUAUUUUCUGCGGACUUGUGGCACUAUAUAUUGCCUUUGCGGAGAUCCUGCAGGAUAACCUUGGAUACCCCGUUCUCCCGCUCUUUCAUGUGAAACGUGAUUAA